Messenger RNA from Girardinichthys multiradiatus, 1338 nucleotides. Its product is annotated as proenkephalin-A-like. Gene Ontology annotation, cellular component: dendrite; neuronal cell body; plasma membrane. Gene Ontology annotation, molecular function: opioid receptor binding. Lineage: Eukaryota; Metazoa; Chordata; Actinopteri; Cyprinodontiformes; Goodeidae. Gene Ontology annotation, biological process: neuropeptide signaling pathway; sensory perception; chemical synaptic transmission. The transcript has 3 exons. The record is from RefSeq and is a predicted model, not a curated record. The coding region runs from base 272 to 1063 and encodes 263 amino acids.
GAGGGAAGGGGUGUGCCAUUAUAAGAAGCCUCAGAGGAGGCACGCGUUUAGUUGUUGAAACCCUGAGCCUAAGGAUACGAGCUGAGCCACCAAACUCUCCCAGUGCCUGCAGAAGGGAGGACUCAGAGAAAUCCUUACGUCACUGUUACAGGCUGGAGCCAAAUCCCACAGGCAUUGCCUCCCAGCAGAUUCUUCAGCUGCUGACUCCUAGUGUAAGACUCUGCUCCCUGCUAGGUCCUUGUCCGUCCCUGCCUGCCUGGCUGUGCUGAGCAUGAAGAUCCCUGUGUGGUGCCUGGUGGUUCUGCUGGGAUGUCUCUUCACCCCUGCACGCUGUGACUGUCAGGGGGAAUGCGUGGCCUGCGGGCUGCUCUUACAGCGGCAGCAGCUGGAAGAAGCCUUUGAUACCAUAGUGUGUCUGUUGGAGUGUGAGGGUCACGUCUCCACUUCACUAACAUGGGAAGGGUGCAAACAGGCUGUAAAACUGUCGCACCAUCCUACACUAGCUGAGGGGGGCGCUCUGUUCAAGAGAGCAGGAGAGGAGCUGGACCUGACCUCUCUUGACCUGAAUGGUGACAGGGAAGUGCUGCUGUCUGCAGCAGCUAAGAAGCUCCAGGAGGAAGAUCAGGAUGAGACAGCUUGGGAUAAGCACAGCAUCCAGUAUGACUCAUCGCUGCUGGGAUCCUCAGAGGAGGGGGAGAGCCUGCAGGGUCUGGAUCUCAGUGUGACAGAUGAAGAGGCGAAGGAGAGAGAGGAGAAGGGCUCUGAGAGUGACGGUCAACUAGAAGGGGAGCAGGAUGACAGCCCUGAGGGGGUCACCUUAUUCAAGCGCUUUGGUGGUUUUCAGAGGGGCCGCCACGGAUACAGGAAGCUGAUUGGCUCACCCAUGAGAGCCCUACAAAAGCGCUACGGUGGGUUCAUCGGGGUCCGGAAAUCUGCCCGUAAAUGGAACAGUCAAAAACGGGUGAACCAGCUGCUCAGGCAGUACCUGGGCAUGAGGAGCAACCGCAGCGGCCGGCUCAGCAGCCUCCCUAUGAACCGGGUCUGGAGGCAAAACAAACUGUGAGGUGUUUCUGUUGCCCCGGUUACCUCAGCUCAUCCACCUUUUAGUUCUCAGCAGGUCUCUCAGUUUGAACUGUGAUGUCAGCAUCGUGAUCAGAACAACAGACUCUCAUCUCUCCAAACCUCUCUUUGUGUCCCUAAGUAACAGAGAAUGUUUUGAUGUCCCUCCUAAUAAACUCAUCUACAUGCCAUUCUGUGAAAUAAAAAAAUUAGAGAAGUGCAAUUGAAUAUAUUUUUGUGUGUCGAUAUAAUAAAAAGGGGCCAAAUGACACUGAAAAA